AGCUAAAUAACCAUUAAAAAGACGCAAAAUAUCAAAAUCAAUUUAUCAUGAAUAAGUGCGGCGAGAAUAGGACAACUUCCGAUGUUAGCCACCGUCCGUUUGCAUCAAUGUCAUAAUUCUAUCGUUUCCGAGCAUGCGCAGUUUUCAGCACACUCGCCACAAUCAAUUGACCAUUGACGUCACUGACCCACUUGUGACGUCGUUGGGAGGAUAAUUUACACGCUACUCUACAACGUUCACCUACCACAAGUGAUCUAUAUACACAUGUAUGUUACUCGUGUAAACCUGAACAGAGGGCACACAGUGAUAUAGUUAUGACAUAGCUUAUUUCUUGCACUUAGGACGAGGCAUAGGUAUUUUGCUUCUUUUUUUAUUAGCUGCGUAGGCGUUAACGCGCAGUUGUGGAAUGUGUUUCAAAUAGAAUUCCUUUGGGCGCUCAAAUAAUGAGGUGUCCUCAUGAUUCGCCUUGUGAGUACGUUUUAUGCUUUGGCAGGUAAUUUUUUGUAUUAAACUGAUAUAAAUACGUGUGGGCUCCUGUGUUUAUCGAUAUGGAAUGGAACAGAAAAUCCAUUCAGCUUCUCAUUCAAGCAUACAAAGACGAACCCUCACUCUUCGAUCACAGGCACCCCCAAUAUCAUUUGAAGGCCAAUAGAAAGGAAAAACUUGCAAAAGUUGCACAAAGGGUUGGGGAGGUGCUACCUGGAGUUACAGCCAAUGACUGCAAAAGCAAAUUUGCAACCUUGCGGUCGCACUAUGGCGCUGAACUUAAGAAGAUGCGAACCGGUAAAGAAACCGGAGUAGUUUACUCACCCACUGUGUGGUGGUUUCCACUGAUGGAGUUUCUGAAAAACCGAAUUGUACCCAGAUCAUCACACUCAAAUAUUCCCGAAAGAUUUUUUUCAUAUAAGCCCCAGGCAGUAUCCAUGGAUUCCAGUCACUCCUCUGACCUAAUGGAUUGUUAUAAUCUUUCAGAUGGACCUCAGUUGCAGAUAGUGGAAUCCAGAAGUACAGAGGACACUGCAGACAGUGGCAGUGACAAUCACUCAGAGUUUUCCACAGAAAUCGUUGAAGUGAAAACUGAAAUUGAUGUGAUGCCCUCAGAGUGUGUCACCACUGAGACACAAGAUGCUCCAGAGCCACCAGAAACACAUCAUCUGUAUGCAGAAACACAACGACAUUAUGAAAAGCCUUCAAAGCGACAAAAGAAAGAUGAUGAUGAUACAUUGCUCUUAUCCACAUUGUCAGUGUUGGAGAAAGUUAGUUCAUAUUUAGAUCGAACAACUGAAGACGACACACUGGGGAAAUUUGUGGCAGAAGAGUUACGAAAAAUGGACAAUUACUUUUGUAUUAAGACAAGAGCAAAACACCGAAUACUCCAAGCCAUAAUGGAUGCCCAGAUGGAGAUAAUUCGUGAAAUACAGAAGACAAAGAAAAGUAACAUGGAAUGUUCAAACUGUACAAAAUAAAAGAAAUUAUUUUAAAAUAAUUAUUUAAUAUGUCCCAUCACCAAGGUUUGUAUCUGGUGGUAAUCAAACAACCGAGAAAAACUGUUGGAUGUUAUGUUCAUUUUAUUAGUGUCUGUUACUCGGCCUUCUGUUGCUAGUCAGUGCCUCUUGUACUGAGAACUGUACACUACAGUGCCCUCUUAAAUGAUAUGUUCAAUCUUU
Schistocerca gregaria is the source of this 1667-nucleotide messenger RNA. RefSeq lists its product as uncharacterized. The record is from RefSeq and is a predicted model, not a curated record. Bases 549 to 1466 code for a protein of 305 amino acids. The transcript is spliced from 5 exons. NCBI's taxonomy places the organism in Eukaryota, Metazoa, Arthropoda, Insecta, Orthoptera, Acrididae.